Molecule: messenger RNA, 782 nt
Organism: Fusarium odoratissimum NRRL 54006
Lineage: Eukaryota; Fungi; Ascomycota; Sordariomycetes; Hypocreales; Nectriaceae
Exons: 2
Coding region: 37-711 (224 amino acids)
Source: RefSeq, a predicted model, not a curated record
CUAAACUUCCCUAAAGUCGGCCUUGCUCUCUACAUUAUGACUGUAAUUGAAGUCGGCUGCAUGGGCGUCAAGCCCAACAUGAACAUCAUGGACCAUACCACUCCAGAGGGCAAAAUCCUGACUGACGCUUGGAAUACCGUCAUCAGCAAGCCUGGUGGCCCUCAAAGAGUUUACUGGGGCCUGGAAUCGGUUGAACCAUCAAUGGUCUGGUGCUUUUUCGACUUUGGUUCGAUCGAGCAACAUCGGCGAUUUGCUGAGGAAUACGGCGCAGAUGCAGUUAAGGAUAUUCCCAAGAUCUGCACGUAUGGAGAGUUCUCGAAGCAUAUCAAGAUGGUUCCGUCUUCUGACGUUCUUGAGUCACCUCUCACAGAGAUCAUACUGGCAUAUUUCCCCCAAGACAUCUCAGAGGAAAAGAAAGAAGCUCUCUCGUCCAAGAUUCAGGAGAUUCUCAGACAAGCGUUUCCUGGUGAGGCUAGAGUCGCUCACGCCUGGGGCGUGGAGAACGACUUUCCAGCAAGAGGUGAAGAUGGACAGCCGAGAUCAGUUCUCAUGGGUUUCGUUGGAUUGUCUCAUUCCGAAGCUUGGGGAACUUAUCGUCAGACCGAUGCUUGGAAAGAGGCACUCUCGAGUAUUGAACGGUUGGAGGGUUGUACGAGUAUUUAUAGCUUUGCGAUAAGGUCCCAGCAUCUGGAGAGGUUGGAGGGAUUUUGAUAGUUAAUUGGUCAGAAUAUGCAGUCGUCAUUACAACUCUUGACUUUUCUUCGAUUACGAACUGAUCGUUC